Vigna umbellata (rice bean) is the source of this 3892-nucleotide messenger RNA. Lineage: Eukaryota; Viridiplantae; Streptophyta; Magnoliopsida; Fabales; Fabaceae. The record is from RefSeq and is a predicted model, not a curated record.
GGGCAGAGAAAAAAAGCAAAGUGGCUUCUGUGGAUCGAUCUUAAUUUUCGAAUUAUUUCGUGUGUAACUAAUACUACUUGGUGUUCCGGCGUUCAGAUCAGAUCCCCAAAUCAUCUUUGAACUUUAAAGGUUGAGAUCUAACGGUCCAUGUGACCCUCGAGGCUUAGCAUCACCGUCCAUUUCAAUAAGAAAACCGGGAGGAUUACACAUGCACGGUGCACCAUACUGGUGAUUCACACGGCACCUGAAGCACCAAGAAACAGAAAAUCGAAAAACAAGAACCAAAGGAAGCUCUUAGAUUGGAUCGUCGUCAACAAUGUUCUCUCGAUUAUUCAACAAAUCACCACCGGAACAACAUCCUCAGCAGGACGUGGUGCACGACAGUGUUCCGUCGGCGAAUUUCGAUCCGCAAGUUGUUUUUCACUAUGGCGUUCCAUCUACCGCGUCUAUUCUUGCUUUUGAUCACUUCCAAAACCUAUUAGCAAUGGGAACACUCGAUGGAAGGAUAAAGGUGUGCGGUGGCAACAAUAUUGAAGGGAUUCUGAUCUCUCCCAAGCAAGCACCCUUCAAGAAUUUAGAGUUCUUGGAAAACCAAGGUUUCCUUGCCAGCGUCUCAAACGAUAAUGAAAUACAGGUUUGGGAUUUAAAAAGCAAACAAAUUGCUUCUGCCUUGCAGUGGGAAUCCAUCAUAACUGCUUUCUCUGUUAUUUAUGGCACCAGUUACAUGUACGUUGGAACUGAGCAUGGGAUGGUAUAUGUGUUGAUGUUCGAUUCUGAAGACAGAAAAAUUAAAAUAUUGCCCUAUUAUGUUCCCACAAAUGUUAUAUCUGAAGCAGCUGGAAUGUCACUUGAUCAGGUUUCAGUUGUCAGAGUUCUCCAUCAACCAUGUUCUGAUGGAAACAGAUUUCUAAUUGCAUAUGAAAAUGGUUUGAUGGUACUCUGGGAUGCUUCUAAAGAUCGAAUUGUUCUCAUGAGAAACCACAAAGAUAUCAAAUUAAAGAGAAAAAUCGUGGCUAGUUAUCUAAAUGGCCCUAGGCCUCAGCUUUCUAAUGAUAAACUAGACCAUGAAGAGCAGGAAAAGGAGAUAAGCUCUCUAUCUUGGGCAUCUAAUGAUGGAUCAGUUGUUGUUGUUGGUUAUGUCGAUGGUGAUAUAAUGUUUUGGGAUUUGUCAAGUGCUGACUUCCCCAAAGAUCAACAAGUCAAAACAUUGUCGAAUGAUGUUGUCAAGCUUCAAUUAUUGUCAGCUGACACAAGACUCCCUAUUACUGUUCUACAUUGGUUGGCCAAUAACAAAGGGGGGAAACUUUUUGUCUAUGGUGGCUGUGAGAUUGGGUCUGAAGAAGUUCUGACGGUUUUGAGCAUUGAUUGGUCCGGUGGACUUCAAAAUCUAAGGUGUACCGGCCGCAUUGAUGUUACUCUUCAUGGUUCUUUUGCUGAUAUGGCCUUGUUAUGUCGUGAUUGCCAUACUGAGGGAACUUGUAAUGUGCUAUCUGUAUUGACAAGUCCUGGACAACUGGAUAUUUAUGACAAUGAUUGUCUGUCUUCUUUGAUGUCCCAGAAAGAAAAGAAGACUUCUGUUCCCACAGUGCAGUAUCCCAUCCUCGUACCCACUCUUGAACCACACAUGACAACUUCAAGGCUUGAUGUGGUAUGUCAAGAUGUAAAGUCAUUUAAAGCCUUGUUCAAGAUUCUUGAAGCUGGAAAGCAUCAUUCAAUACAAAAUCAGAAAAGUAUUGGUACAAAGUGGCCUUUGACUGGUGGUGUUCCAGGUCUUCCUUUCAAAGAAAACCAUCCUAUCAUUCAAAUAUACAUAGCUGGUUACCAAGAUGGAUCUGUUCAGAUAUGGGAUGCCACGUAUCCUGCUUUGUCAAUUGCUUACAAUAUAAAAUCUGAGGUUGGUGAUGUUAAAAUUGGCAAUGCAAGUGCGUCAGUAUCAGCAUUGGGCUUUUGCCCUGAUACUCUACAUCUCUCUGUUGGUGAUGAAAGUGGUGUUGUACGUCUAUAUGCUCUAAUAAGAAGCUCAAAUACCACAUCUGUGCACUUAGUGACAGAAAAUGGAACUGAAGUUCAUGACAGGCAUCAAGGGGAUGGACCUAAUUGCAAAGCUGUGUUUACCCUUCAAAAUUCUGCUGUAUACGGCUUACAAUUUGCAAACCAUGGAAGAAGACUUGUUGUUGGAUAUGAACAUGGGCAGGUGGCUAUGCUUGAUAUAAGUUCAUCAACAGUUUUGUUUCUCACGAAAACUGAAUCUAACACUUCUUCGGCAGUUGUUUCUAUGAAUGCAAUAUUUAAAGACAGUAGCUCGAGUAAUACACAGGACUCUGUAUCUGAUAUUUCUGACAAUCCUGGAAUGGGGCUAGUCUAUGUUGUGACAAGGGAUGCACACUUUGUUGCAAUAGAUGCUGUGACAGGGAAUAUAGUUUGCAGUAGGACCACUAGCCCCAGAAUAAAAUCAAAUGCAAUUUCAAUGUAUAUUAUAGGCAACACUUAUACCCUACCAGCUGAAAAAUAAUCCCCCAACUCGCCUCAGAAGAGUGAUUCUGCAAUGCAAGCAAACGUCAAAUCUGAAAAUGCACAACUUGAAGUUGAAAUUGCUACUACCGUAGAAAAUUCAUAUUUUGGGCAGAUAUUAUCGAACUCACUCAUUUUACUUUGUUAUGAGAGCGAAUUGAGCAUACACACUUUAAAUUUUGUGUUUGAGGGUAGUAGUAACUACUUCCGCAAGGUGGACCUUGUUCAACGAUGCUGCUGGACUACAAUCUUUAAGAAAAAUGAAAAAGAGUGUGUUCUGGUUCUUCUGUAUCAAAGGGGGGACAUUGAAUUAAGGUCCUUGCCAGCUUUGGAAGUGUUAGGAGAAAUUUCUUUAAUGUCAAUACUCAGAUGGAACUUGGAAAUUAACAUGGAGAAGACAAUAUGUUCUUCGUCAAAUGGAAAAAUUAUCCUGGUCAAUGAGAAUGAAACUGCCUGCAUAUCACUAUUGAACUGUGAAAAUGAGCUCUGGAUUCCAGAGUCUUUUCCAUGUCUUCAUGAUGAAGUUCUUGCAGCUGCAGUAGAUGCCACAGCAAGUCUAUCUCAAAACCAAACUGAAAGACAGGGAGCAUCUGGCAUCUUUGUUAAUAUAGCUAAGAACUUUAAAGCGGGGAUAGCAGAUCAGAAUGCAAAUCAAGCAGUUCAAACUAAUAGAUUGGAAAAUUUGAAACAAUUAUUCUCUAGUCCUCCUUUCUUAAAGUCUUCCUCAAGCACAGUAGAUAACCAAGAUCCUUUUUCCCUUGACAUAGAUGACAUUCAAAUUGAUGAAGUUGUAGUCUUUUCAUCUCCAAAGAAAAUCGACAUUGACAAGAGAGAUAAAGAGAAAGAAACAGACAGACCGAAAUUAUUUGAUAUAGGGAAAGGAACAGACAUACUGAAAUUAUUUAAUGAUAAAGGGAAAGCAACGGACAAGCAGAAACUAUUUGAAGAUGCAAGCACAGACUCGAAACCAAGAGCUAGAACAACUGAAGAAAUUAAAGCUAAAUACAGAAAGACGGGGACGGGGGUAAAUCGCAGUUCUGAAAACCCUGUAAUUUACGCAUUUUACUCACAUGUCUUGACUUUUCACUGGUUUCAGGAUGCCUCCGCAGCAGCUGCACUUGCAAGGGAUAAACUUCUAGAGCGGCAACAAAAGCUCCAGUUGCUCAACGAACACACUGAGGAAUUGCAAAAUGGAGCGCAAGACUUUGCAUCCAUGGCAACUGAACUUGCUAAAAGAAUGGAAAAUCGUAAAUGGUGGCAGUUAUGAUUGUUUGUAUGACUUAUUGAUUUCGUCAAUACGUACGUUUUGCAUACUUUUUUUGUAAACUCAAUUGUUAUUAUUAUUAUCAUCAUUUUUAAUAAAAAAAUUAAUUAUAAUAAA